UGGGGAAAUCCUACCGGCCAGUUAUGUUGAACGUCAAAAGGGAGACGGUGUUGGAUUUACUAGGUUAUCAUUCCUGAAAUGGGGAUCUUUGGCGUCUAUAGUUUUAAGUGGAGCUUGCAUAUGCACCUAUUAUAUCAAAGAAGUGGAUAGUGCAACAAUUCCUAGGGACUUCACCGAGAUGAAUGGACAAGGUUUUGGCAGUGCCAAUCUGAGAAACGCUGGUCCGUUUAAAACGAACACGCUUCUCGAUUUAGGUCGGAGUAAUUUCGCGAGCACACCGUCAAUAAUUACCGCAAAUCAUCUUAGUUCACCAUUUUUGAUUGGCUAUGCUGUGAUCGAAGUAGUAGUGGCACCUUCGGGUUUAUUUGGAGUUUUUGGUGCUAUUUCUAACAAUAUAUUCUUGAUGUGCCGUUAUUCGCGUGAUCAUUGGUUCUCUGUUGUUGUUCUGACGAUUAUUGAUGUUGUAAAGAUAAUUCUUUCAUUUACGAUGAAAUACAAUACUAUUGAUUCUUGCAUUACCAAUCCCAAUGACCUCAAUCAAAGAACUGUCUGCGAAAAUAAAGUUGACUUUGACAUAAAAGCAGGCCUCGUAGUAUUUGGAGCGCAAGAAGUUAUUUUGGUUGCUCUUGGUUCUCUCACAUGGUAUUGUGCAAAACGAAUUUCACAGAAACCAACAAAUAAAAUAAUGCGUGAAUCAGAAAGGAGGGAGGAAACUAAAAAUAUUGACAUGGAGGUUCAAGAAUCUCAUGUAGCAAAUGAUAUUACAUCUAUAGUGUCUACUGAUAUCUUAGAAAAAAGGCAACAUAUGGAUCAGGAUAGUUUAAUGGCAAACCCUCCUUCUCCAUUUAUCCGUAGACCAACACAACAUCAGAGGCAAGAAAAUCAAAUAUCUGAUGGAAUUAAGCAAGAAUAUAAUCAAAUACCUGAUGGAAUUAAUCAAGAAUAUAAUCAAAUACCUGAUGGAAUUAAGCAAGAAUAUAAUCACAACCCAAAUAAUUCAAGGAUACAAGAAAAUAAUGGCAGCAAUUCUAACAUUACUCAAAAUACUCAGAGGUUCGAUCAAAUACAUACUACACCAACACAUAAACCUAGUGUUCCAAUACCACAAAAACAAUGUUCACAAGGUUUACCACCUGCGCUUCCAUCGACUUCAUAUAAUAAUUCUUCAAACUCAAGGCCUCCAAUUGUUCAUCGGCACAACUCGAUGUUACCUCCCCGACGAUUGGCAAACUAUCAGCUAACGUCUCAUUAUGUACCAGAUACGCGUCCAGUAAAUGGUAAUGGUAUGAUGUUUCCACCUAUUCUAAAUCAAACUGAAUCUAUAUCAGUACCAUUCUUACGUAGUCAUAAACGUUCAGAUAGUUUUCCUCAACCCCGACCUCUUCCUUUACCACCUAUUGCUAAUCAUUCUGAUACUUAUCAGGUUUCACAACAGUCUACAUCCCGGGGAAAUACUAAUUAUAAAAUCGAUCAACCUUCAAUUGUUCAGUCAAAUGAACCUUUUUUACAAUCUAGUUUUUCAAGAUCAUUACCAAACUUACAUGACAGUAGUAUAAUUGAGCCACCCAUACCGAUUCCUUAUUCUGAUACGGUACUUUAUACACAACAAAUCAAUAAUGAUAUUACUCCAAUGCCAAAUACUAUUUAUUCACAACCAAAGGCUCUUAACAAUUCUUCCAAAUCUUUUGAGGCUUCAAAUACAAUACAAAAUUCUAAUAAUAGGAAUUCCUUAAAAAGAAUGAGACGAAAAUCUGCGCACAGUGUUAGAGGAGAAGCAAUUCAAAGACCAGAUUAUGGUUCAUUAUAUAAUCACUAUUAUGAUUUGCAAACUACUUCAAAACUAGGUGUUAAUGACAGAAAUAUUAAUAAUCAAAUAACAAACGAUUAUUAUAUAAAUAAUAGUUAUGUUGCUCAUUCAAGAUUAACAAAUCAAGUAUUUCCUUAUGGUGGUGGUGGUGGUACGCUAAAAUCAGGUGGUAAUAGUAAAAACAUUAAUAAACAAAACUUUAACCAGAUAGCAAAUACUAGUUAUACAAAUAAUAGUUAUGCUAUUGCUUAG
Messenger RNA from Dentiscutata erythropus, 2059 nucleotides. NCBI's taxonomy places the organism in Eukaryota, Fungi, Glomeromycota, Glomeromycetes, Diversisporales, Gigasporaceae. The record is from the annotation of a GenBank genome assembly.